Darwinula stevensoni is the source of this 1968-nucleotide messenger RNA. The record is from the annotation of a GenBank genome assembly. Lineage: Eukaryota; Metazoa; Arthropoda; Ostracoda; Podocopida; Darwinulidae.
AUGGAUAUACAAAGAGAAUACAACAUGAAAAACACAUCGUAUCCCAAAACCAAAAUCAAGAUUCUGUUGCUGGAAAACAUCAGCGAAUCGGCUAUCAAAGAAUUCACCAAUUCGGGAUAUGUUGAAGUGAAAACCUUCAAAGGUGCAUUGGAAGAAGAGGAACUGAUUAAGCAGUUGAAAGAUGUGCAUUUAUUGGGCAUUCGCUCGAAAACAACCGUUACUCGAAAAGUAUUAGAGAAGGCUGAAAAGCUUUUAGGCAUUGGCUGUUUCUGUAUUGGCGUGAAUCAAGUGGAUUUGAAAGCGGCUACUGAAAAAGGCGUAGCAGUAUUUAAUGCUCCAUAUUCCAACACGCGCUCUGUCGCUGAAUUAGUGAUGGGGCUAAUGAUUAUGUUGAUCCGAAAAGUACCGGAUAAAAAUAAAGCGGCUCACGAAGGUAUUUGGUUGAAAGAUGCCAAAGGUUGUUUUGAAAUGCGCGGCAAAACCCUUGGUAUUAUUGGCUAUGGCAACAUUGGCUCGCAGGUUUCGGUAUUGGCGGAAGGCUUCGGUAUGAAGGUGGUUUUCUAUGAUGUAGAACGCAAACUACCGGUGGGAAACUCACAAGCUGUAAGUAAAUUGAGCGAUGUGUUGAAACAAGCCGACAUUGUUACAUUGCACGUGCCGAGCGAUAAAACAACGCGCAACUUGAUUAAUGCUACUACACUGGCGCAAAUGAAAAAAGGCGCACUGUUAUUGAAUUACAGCCGAGGCGAUGUAGUGGAUUUAGCCGCACUUAAAAAGGCUUUAGAUAAAGGACAUAUUGCCGGCACAGCUAUUGAUGUUUUCCCUGAGGAACCGGAGAAAAACGGAGCGGCAUUUCAUUCUGAAUUGCAGAAUGUGUCGAAUGUGAUGCUAACGCCACACAUUGGCGGAUCAACAGAAGAAGCGCAGUUUAACAUUGGUAUUGACGUAGCCGUGAAGAUGGUGAACUACUUGGAAAACGGCUCAUCAUACGGCUCGCACACAGUGCCAUCGUUGAAUUUGAGUCCGCAAGCCAACACACACAGAAUUUUACAUAUCCACCGCAACAUUCCCGGGGUGUUGGGUGAAAUCAACACAAAACUUUCAUCGCACAACAUCAACAUUGUGGGGCAAUACUUGAAAACCAACGAGCAAAUUGGUUAUGUGGUGUUGGAUAUAGAAUCGAAAUUAUCGAAAGAAGCCCUUUCGUUAUUGAAAGAAGUGAAAGGCAGUAUCAAACGAAAGCCAAGCGGACAUAAAGGCACUUUCGGACAUGCACUUAUUGUUGCCGGAAGUACCGAAAAAACAGGCGCAGCCAUACUCUCGUCAACAGCUGCAUUGAAAAGCGGUUGCGGAUUACUGACGGCUGCUGUACCCUCAUCGGCUGUAACGCCCUUGAUGUGCAGGCUGCCGGAGGCUAUGGUUUUAUUGCGCGACAUAGACUUGGCCAUUUCUUCUGUCGAUAUUUCAAAAUAUGAUGCGAUUGGUUUUGGUCCUGGCGUUGGGGUUACAAAAGAAAGUGCGGCACUGUUGUUUCAUAUUUUGUAUCAACACCAACAACCUUUGGUAAUAGAUGCCGAUGGAAUUACCCUAUUAGCGCAGAACAAAGGCUGGUUCGAAUUGUUGAAACCCAAUAUUAUUCUAACGCCACAUGUUGGCGAAUUUGACCGCUUAACAAAGAAGCAUACAUCACAUACCUCACGCUUUGAAACGCAAUUGGCUUUUUCGAAAAAGCAUAAAGUAACUAUUCUACUCAAAGGACCACAAACUACCAUCACCACAGCAGAUGGUAAGGUAUUCAAAAACACAACCGGCAACAAUGGCAUGGCCACAGCCGGCAGUGGCGAUGUGCUGACGGGUAUAAUCACCUCACUGUGCGCACAAGGUUAUGCUGCUGUUGAAGCCGCUUGUUUAGGCGCAUACCUACAUGGCUAUGCGGGCGAUGUGGCUGCAGCAAAAUUUUCGAAAACG